This is a messenger RNA of Suncus etruscus (white-toothed pygmy shrew), 1480 nucleotides long. RefSeq names its product ribosomal modification protein rimK like family member A (gene RIMKLA). Gene Ontology annotation, cellular component: cytoplasm. The record is from RefSeq and is a predicted model, not a curated record. The transcript has 5 exons. Gene Ontology annotation, biological process: protein modification process. Gene Ontology annotation, molecular function: ligase activity, forming carbon-nitrogen bonds; ATP binding; metal ion binding. The coding region runs from base 24 to 1199 and encodes 391 amino acids. Lineage: Eukaryota; Metazoa; Chordata; Mammalia; Eulipotyphla; Soricidae.
CCCGGGCCGGGCUGUCACCCGCCAUGUGCUCCCAGCUCUGGUUCCUGACCGACCGGCGCAUCCGGGAGGACUACCCGCAGGUGCAGAUCUUGCGCGCCCUCCGCCAGCGCUGCUCCGAGCAGGACGUGCGCUUCAGGGCGGUGCUCAUGGACCAGAUCGCAGUCACCGUGGUUGGCGGCCACCUCGGCCUCCAACUGAACCAGAAGGCACUUACCACUUUCCCGGACGUGGUGCUGGUUCGGGUGCCCACCCCUUCAGUGCAGUCCGAUAGUGACAUCACGGUCCUGCGGCACCUGGAGAAGUUGGGCUGCCGUCUGGUCAACCGGCCACAGAGCAUUUUAAACUGCAUCAACAAAUUCUGGACAUUCCAAGAGCUGGCGGGACAUGGGGUGCCCAUGCCAGACACAUUUUCUUAUGGUGGUCAUGAAGACUUUUCAAAAAUGAUUGAUGAAGCUGAGCCCCUGGGCUACCCGGUGGUGGUGAAGAGCACGAGAGGACACCGGGGAAAAGCUGUUUUUCUGGCAAGAGAUAAACACCACCUUUCAGACAUCUGCCAUCUGAUCCGCCACGAUGUGCCCUACCUGUUCCAGAAGUAUGUGAAGGAGUCCCAUGGCAAAGAUAUCCGAGUGGUGGUGGUUGGUGGCCAGGUGAUUGGCUCCAUGCUUCGAUGCUCUACAGAUGGCCGGAUGCAGAGCAACUGUUCUCUUGGUGGCGUGGGGGUCAUGUGCCCACUGACAGAACAAGGCAAGCAGUUGGCCAUUCAAGUGUCUAAUAUCCUGGGUAUGGACUUCUGUGGCAUUGACCUCCUCAUCAUGGACGAUGGCUCCUUUGUGGUGUGUGAGGCAAACGCCAACGUUGGCUUCCUGGCCUUUGACCAAGCGUGCAACUUAGAUGUGGGUGGGAUUAUUGCUGACUACACCAUGUCCUUGCUACCCAGCAAGCAGACAGGGAAGAUGGCUGCCCUCCCUGGGCUGCCUAGCCCUAGAGAGAAGAAUGAGGGAGAUAGCUGUGCGUCAGCUCAGGGAGUUGCAGAGAGCGUCUACACCACCAACGGUGGGUCUACCUCGAGUGAAAGUGAGCCUGAACUGACAGAGAUCCAGGAUUCCUCAGCAAGCACCACAGGGACUACCCUGCCUAUGCUGUCCGAACCCAGUUACAAUAUUAACAACAGGAUUGCUUCUGAAUUAAAACUUAAGUGAAUGCCUGCUUUGGGGCAGCAUAGAAACCAAAUCCUACUGCUUCCUUAGUAGUUUCAAGUGAAUAAAAUCUGGACUGUUGCGAUUUCAUUUGCACAGAAAGCCUCAAAUCCCAUCUGGGCAUUCAGAAUUCUUUCUAAUAACGAUUUAAGCAACUGAAGGCUUCAUUGUGUGGUUUUUAUGAAGAUGAAGAUAAAAACACCCAGGACAGCAAUCCCGACUGAUCCAUUUGAGAUUAGUGCCUGCUGUGAAUACUCGGAUAUUACAGCUGGUCUGGUAUUGAA